Messenger RNA from Aspergillus niger, 372 nucleotides. RefSeq lists its product as hypothetical. Bases 1 to 372 code for a protein of 123 amino acids. The record is from RefSeq and is a predicted model, not a curated record. The transcript is spliced from 3 exons. Lineage: Eukaryota; Fungi; Ascomycota; Eurotiomycetes; Eurotiales; Aspergillaceae.
AUGGCCAAUCCUUGUGGCCGCCUGUUGCAUCAGCGGGCCGGACAGAUGAGCGAGCGAGCGAGCGAGGCUUCGGCCUGGGGAAGAGUUCACAGGGGCGCGGGGGACAGAGUGGGCCUGGAUGAACCCCCGGACUUUGUACCCCAGGCUUGGCCCCCCGGGAGGAGGGGAAGGUCGGCAGAGCUACCUCGCGAGGAUGUGGGAAUUUCUAUUAGAUCAUCCAUGGUGGACAUACAUACUCCGGUUAGGGGAAGAGAAGGAUCCACCGGCAGUGGUACCGGAGCCGGGCCGGGUUCCUUUCCGGUGGUUGGUUCGGGUUUGGCCAUGAGAAACACAUCGGGAUUAGUAUGGGGAAGAAAGAAUGGGGGAGACUGA